AGAGUGAGUAUAGUGAGUUGACAUUUUUCGUUGUUUAGGUUAUCAUCCUACGAUUUGUAUUUGCGGUAUUUACUAUUUUUUAAAGAAAUUGGUCACUAAAAAUGUCGAACAUCAACUUACAAUGUCUCUUGGGGAUACAGUGCAAUGAUUUUGUAAUGAUAGCCGCUGAUCAAUCCGCCAGUCACAGUAUUAUGGUGAUGAAGGAUGAUGAGGAAAAGAUUUACAAAAUAUCCGAAAAACUGGUGAUGGGUGUGAUUGGUGAUUCGGGAGAUACCACUCAAUUUGCAGAGUACAUUGCAAAGAACAUUCAGCUAUAUAAGAUGCGUAACGGAUACGAAUUAGGACCUACUGCGGCUGCCAAUUACACUCGCAAGAACCUUGCUGAGUACCUCAGAAGCAGAACCCCAUAUUUCGUAAACCUCCUCAUGGCAGGUUACGACAAGGAGAGUGGUCCUGAAUUAUACUUCAUGGACUACCUUGCAUCCAGUGUGAAGGUGCCUUUUGCUUCUCAUGGCUUUGGUGGUUACCUCAGUUUGAGUAUCCUUGACAGAUACUAUAAGAAAGAUGCAACUGAAGAAGAAGCAUAUGAAAUCCUGAAGCGUUGUGUCACCGAAAUCCAUAAACGUUUGUUUGUGAGCCUGCCCAACUUCCAAGUGACCAUGGUCAACAGAGAAGGCAUCAAGCAUCUGCCCGUCAUCAACUCUGCGUCUCUCAAGUAGUUUUGUAUUGUAAGGUUAAAUAAAGGUAUUUCUUUGUAAACUGA
Molecule: messenger RNA, 763 nt
Organism: Pectinophora gossypiella (pink bollworm)
Lineage: Eukaryota; Metazoa; Arthropoda; Insecta; Lepidoptera; Gelechiidae
Gene: Prosbeta4
Product: proteasome subunit beta type-2
Exons: 4
Coding region: 102-719 (205 amino acids)
Biological process (GO): proteasomal protein catabolic process
Cellular component (GO): proteasome core complex, beta-subunit complex; proteasome core complex; nucleus
Molecular function (GO): peptidase activity
Source: RefSeq, a predicted model, not a curated record